Salvelinus sp. IW2-2015 is the source of this 1480-nucleotide messenger RNA. RefSeq names its product coagulation factor V. Gene Ontology annotation, molecular function: signaling receptor activity. The record is from RefSeq and is a predicted model, not a curated record. Gene Ontology annotation, cellular component: plasma membrane. Lineage: Eukaryota; Metazoa; Chordata; Actinopteri; Salmoniformes; Salmonidae.
GAUGCAUCCAGCCUCUGGGGUUAAGGUCGGGAAGAAUAGACGAUUCCCAGAUCACGGCAUCAGACCACAUAGGUAACUGGGAGGCCAGGCUGGCGAGGCUGGAGCUAUCUGGUUCUGUCAACGCCUGGAUGGGCACGAAUCAGAAAUCAUGGAUCCAGGUGGACCUCCAGAGACCCACUCUGCUCCAUGGGAUUCAGACCCAAGGUGCCAGAGCCUCUCUGGGCCUGAAGGACUACUUCAUCGUGCACUUCACCCUCUCCUACAGCCUAGACCAGGAGACCUGGACUAACUACAGGGGGAACAGUACCACGCCAUCCUACAUAUUUAACGGUAACCUGGAUGGCUCAAAGGUGAAGGAGAACCAUCUGUUUCCCCCAAUCCUGGGGCGCUACAUCAGACUGCAUCCUGUCACCAUCCAGAGGAACCCUGCUCUUCGCAUGGAGCUGCUGGGCUGUGACCUCAACAGCUGCUCCUUCCCCCUGGGUCUCCAGAGGAGGUCGGUUCCAGACAGCAGCUUCAGAGCCUCCUCCUUCCUGCAGACCUGGAGGCUCUCUUGGAGCCCCGCCCUUGCACGCCUCCGCCAGGACGGCAGCGCCAACGCAUGGCGCCCCAAGGUCAAUAACCCCCAUGAGUGGCUGCAGGUGGACUUCCUGGUUAUAAAACGCAUCACAGGGGUUGUGACUCAGGGGGCGUGGUCUAUUCUGACUCAAAUGAUGGUGACAGAGUUCUCCGUAACCAUUAGCGAUGAAGGUCACUCCUGGUCCAACGUGGUUGACGAGGAAUCGCAAAGAGAGAAGAUCUUCUUGGGGAACAGUGAGCCAGAUGAGGAGAUGCUGAACCUCUUUGAUCCUCCUCUAUUCGCCCGCUUCAUACGGAUCCACCCCAGAGGCUGGGUCAACGACAUAGCCCUGCGCCUGGAGUUCAUGGGCUGUGACACCCAGCAGCGUCUCUGAGAAACAGAGACAGGGCAGGGGGCCCCACUGUGCAGCUCCACACUCAAGCCCAUCUCAUCAUCAUCUCUUCCCUAGAGAAUAUUUAAUGAGCAUAUCAGUGAUGUGAUGAUCAUGAAAUAGUCAUGUCAUUGAUGGAUGAACAGAGUAAGUGAAUCUAGGUAAAAGGUUUGUUUAGCUAGGUUCACGGUCAUAUAUGAUAUACUGUUGUAACUGUCUAUUGAUGAGCUUCAGCUGAGAAUGACUCUUAGGUCUGGUCACUCCACUAUCAACACAUUACGUCAGUUUAUGAAGAUUGACACUCACGGACAGUUUGUUCGUCUCAUUUACAAUGUAUACUGCUACUAACACUAUGACUUCUGACAUUCCAGCUGUGAUCAACCACAUGUAAAUAGUACAAUUUAAUUCUUCUUUUCUGUCUGGAUGGAUGUAUGCACAGUAUACUAUACAGUACUGUACAUGCAAUAUAUCAUAUGCACUGAGGGGAGAGGGAUUUAGUUUAUAUUGUUAAAUAAACAGAGGUCACUGUU